AUGGCGGCUGCGGUCGGGCGGGACACCCUACCUGAGCACUGGUCGUACGGCGUCUGUCGGGACGGCCGCGUCUUCUUUAUCAAUGACCAGCUCGGCUGCACGACCUGGCUGCACCCGCGGACCGGCGAGCCGGUCAAUUCGGGUCACAUGAUCCGCUCAGACUUGCCGCGCGGCUGGGAGGAGGGCUUCACGGAGGAGGGCGCCAGCUUCUUCAUCGACCACAACCAGCAGACCACAACCUUCAGGCAUCCUAUGACUGGACAGUUUUCUCCAGAAAACAGUGAAUUCAUUCUUCAGGAGGAGCCACACCCACGUAUGUCGAAGCAAGAGAGAAACCAAAGACCGUCCAGCAUGGUCAGUGAGACAUCAACGUCUGGGACCACAUCCACCCUGGAAGCCAAGCCUGGACCCAAGAUCCUCAAGUCUAGCAGCAAAGUGCACAGCUUUGGGAAGAGAGACCAGGCCAUUCGGAGGAACCUCAAUGUCCCGGUGGUGGUGAGGGGCUGGCUGCACAAGCAGGUGAGAAGGCUGAGGUGGGAGUGAGGUGGAAGAGUGUAUCUUGCUUGCUUCCCUCUCCUCCGG
Messenger RNA from Microtus ochrogaster (prairie vole), 582 nucleotides. It is a transcript of the gene Plekha7, whose product is annotated as pleckstrin homology domain-containing family A member 7-like. Bases 1 to 543 code for a protein of 180 amino acids. Gene Ontology annotation, biological process: zonula adherens maintenance; epithelial cell-cell adhesion; pore complex assembly. Gene Ontology annotation, cellular component: pore complex; zonula adherens. The record is from RefSeq and is a predicted model, not a curated record. Gene Ontology annotation, molecular function: protein binding. The transcript has 6 exons. NCBI's taxonomy places the organism in Eukaryota, Metazoa, Chordata, Mammalia, Rodentia, Cricetidae.